Thamnophis elegans (Western terrestrial garter snake) is the source of this 2580-nucleotide messenger RNA. Its product is annotated as vomeronasal type-2 receptor 26-like. Gene Ontology annotation, cellular component: membrane. The transcript has 6 exons. The record is from RefSeq and is a predicted model, not a curated record. Gene Ontology annotation, biological process: G protein-coupled receptor signaling pathway. The coding region runs from base 1 to 2580 and encodes 859 amino acids. Gene Ontology annotation, molecular function: G protein-coupled receptor activity. NCBI's taxonomy places the organism in Eukaryota, Metazoa, Chordata, Lepidosauria, Squamata, Natricidae.
AUGAAGUUCUACCAGCACAUCCUUGCCUUGGCCUUUGCUGUGAAGGAGAUCAAUGAGGACUCCCAGAUCUUACCCAAUGUCACUCUGGGGUUCCAUAUCUAUGACAGUUACCACAACCCAAGGAUGACCUAUCGUACCACUCUGGACCUGCUUUUUAAAUCCCAGGAAUUUGUCCCUAACUACAAAUGUGAUAGCCAGAAGAAUCUCAUGGCUAUCAUUGGGGGACUGGAUAUUGUAACAUCAUCUUAUAUAGCUGAAAUUAUAGGAUUCUUAAAGAUUCCACAAUGGUACCAACCUGGUGACCUCGUGAUUGGAGGGAUGACGUCCCACAUCUAUUACAACCUUUUUGGUAUUGAUUUUAAGGAAUAUCCUUCUCUAACACCUUAUGACAUACCAAAUGUAAUAAUGAAGUUCUACCAGCACAUCCUUGCCUUGGCCUUUGCUGUGAAGGAGAUCAAUGAGGACUCCCAGAUCUUACCCAAUGUCACUCUCGGGUUCCAUAUCUAUGACAGUUACCACAACCCAAGGAUGACCUAUCGUACCACUCUGGACCUGCUUUUUAAAUCCCAGGAAUUUGUCCCUAACUACAAAUGUGAUAGCCAGAAGAAUCUCAUGGCUAUCAUUGGGGGACUGGAUAUUGACACAUCAUCUUAUAUAACUAAAAUUAUAGGAUUCUUAAAGAUUCCACAACUCACUUGUGGCGCAUUACCUCAGGAAGAAUUUCAGACCAGUAAGCUCUCUUCACUGUAUUUCAUGGUCCCCAAAGAGGACCAGCAGUACAUUGGGAUCAUCCAACUGCUUCACCAUUUCAGAUGGACAUGGAUUGGGAUAUUUAGUAUUGAUAAUAACAAUGGGGAAAAAUUCUUACAGAAAAUGCAGCCCUUACUUUCACAGAAUGGAAUUUGUCCAGCAUUCAUAGAAAGGCUUGGUCAAAUAUUCCACUUGGAAAACUUGCAAGAAACUUAUCUAAGAAUCUUCAUUACUUCAAUUAAUAUGUUGAGUAGCAAAUCCAAUGCAUCUCUUGUCUAUGGACAACCCUGGACAAUUAUGUGGCUAAGACUGGUAAUAUUUAUGUCAGAUCCUGAAAUCAGGGAAACUGCCUUAUUUGGAAAGGUGUGGAUCAUGACUGCAAAGAUUGAUUUUGUACUAUCAGGCGUUCAAAUCACUUCGGAUCUCAAGAUGUUUCAUGGGGCUCUUUCCUUCACCAUUCAUUCAACAGCUGUUGCAGGUUUCAGGGAAUUUCUUCAGGACAUCAAACCUCUUUCAGACUCCGGAGAUGGGUUUCGACAGGAUAUUUGGGAACAGUCAUUUGACUGUUCAUUUCCAAAGUCAGAGUUACAAGAAAUACACAGUAGGAGAUGCACUGAGGAGAUGAAGCUGGAGGAUCUUCCUGCACCUCUGUUUGAAAUGGAAAUGACUGGCCAAAGCUACAGCGUCUACAAUGCUGUUUAUGCUGUGGCUCAUGCUUUGCAGGCUCUAAACAUGUUGAGGUUCAAUAGGAGGAAAACCAUGAUGAGUAAAAACCCUGAUCUUCCACAGCUACAGCCUUGGCAGGUUCCUCCAAUUUCUCGAUGCAAUGACCCCUGUUUACCUGGAUCCUGGAAGAAAGGAAUUGAGGGGAAUCAGUUCUGCUGCUAUGACUGUGUUCCAUGCCCAGAAGGGAAAAUUUCAAACUAUAAUGAUAUGGAAGAUUGCUUUGAAUGUUCAGAAGAUCAUUAUCCAAAUAAAGAAAAGAAUGGAUGUAAACUGAAACUGCUGGUUUUCCUAACUUUUGAAGAAUCCUUAGGAAUUGGUUCAGCCUCAGCAGCUCUUGGUUUCUUCUUCUGGACCUCUUGGAUUCUUGGAAUUUUUAUUAAGAACAAAGAUACUCCCAUUGUCAAAGCCAACAACAGGUCCCUCACUUAUACCCUCCUUGUCUCUCUUCUGCUCUGUUUUCUCUCCUCUUUGCUCUUCCUCAGCCAGCCUGGAAAAGUGACCUGCCUUCUCCGACAAUCAAUGUUUGGCAUCACCUUCUCAGUGGCGAUUUCUAGUGUACUGGCCAAAACCACCACUGUAGUUGUUGCUUUCAUGGCCACUAAACCUGGAUCUCAGAUAAGGAAAUGGGUGGGGAAAAGAUUGGCUUUUUUUAUUGUCCUCUCAUGCUCUCUCUUCCAAAUAUGUAUUUGUAUUGUUUGGUUGUCGACAUCUCCCCCAUUCCCAGAGUUGGACUUGCAUUCACAGCCACAAGAAAUGAUUUUACAGUGCAAUGAGGGUUCAGCUUUCUUCUUAUACUGUGUCUUGGGCUACAUGGGUAUCUUGGCCAUUGCCAGCUUUAUUGUGGCUUUCCUUGCCCGUAAAUUACCUGACAGCUUUAAUGAAGCCAAGUUCAUCACCUUCAGCAUGUUGGCCUUUUGCAGUGUGUGGAUCUCCUUCUUUCCAGCCUAUCUGAGCACAAAAGGAAAAGCCAUGGUGGCUGUGGAGGUCUUCUCCAUCUUGGCCUCCAGCGCUGCAUUACUGGCAUGCAUAUUGCUCCCAAAAUGCUACAUCAUUGUUUUCCGUCCCGACCUCAACCACAGGGAUCAACUCACAAAGAGAAAUUAA